This is a messenger RNA of Ostertagia ostertagi, 387 nucleotides long. The record is from the annotation of a GenBank genome assembly. Lineage: Eukaryota; Metazoa; Nematoda; Chromadorea; Rhabditida; Trichostrongylidae.
AUGGCUCACUUAAAUGAAGACGAAUUACUGCGCACGCCGGUCGACGAUGAAGAAAUGUUCGACGAGAAUAUCGAACAACUGCGCCAAGAGGUGGAAGAGCUGGGGCAACGUAAGGCAAAUGCCCCCAUGGAUCAUGAUAACAGCGCCGAAGCAGCUCAGGAGACACUCCUCAAGGAUCUGGACGCCAUCGCACCAGCAGUGUUACGAGACUAUGCGGAGAGGAGACUUCGAGCAAUGUCACGAAAUGCGACAAUCAUCGGCCACAGAAAAAAUGCGCUGACGGUAUUCGAGACUUUGCCAAGAGAGAUACGUGAAGGUACGUACGAUGGGGUGAUCGAGGCAAUGAAAGCUAGAAUGCGCAUAGAUGGGAAUAGGUCAGCGCGUUAA